AAAAUGGCGGACUCCGAGACAGAAUGUUUACCAGCAGAUUGGGAAGACAAUGAUCGAAUGAAUUUUAUGUUUUCCGCUUUUCCUGAGAGCAGAGAGGUGAACCCAAAACACUGGGACUCUAAGCUGAAUUUUUGGAGUAAAGCAAUUCUGGAAAACUGUGAACACCACGAAGAUAUUUUUAUUAAUUUGGCGACCUUGAAAUGUCGGUUUACGCGAAACAGUUUGACACCGCUCGGGCUUCGCAUUGUACUGAAACAAAUGAUUCAGCAAGGAAAGCUUGUACGAAAACAGGAUUUUAUGAACUUUAAUAACGAUGGCUGGAUGUCGUGGUCUUUUGGAUUGGCGAAGAGAUCUUUUUGGUGGGGUGUCCAUACUGUAAUGGGAAGCGAUGAUGCCGUAAAUCUGGAUGAUAAAUUCGUUUUAGUCGAUGCAGCAAAGGAAAAUGCAGAAUGGCUUCUCACCAAACAUUACGCAGGCGUGCAAUGUGAAACAACAGACCAUGUUAUACCAUGGAAUGUGAUGAAAAUGCGUUGUAAGAAGUUUGAUGAUGAAACCCUCGAAGUUCUUUUGGCAUAUUUACAACAGCAUGGUAAAGCAGUUGUAUAUGUUACACCUGAAGGAGAGAAGGUUAUCAAGUUUGCAAGAAAAGGUGAAGAGAAGGUGACAGCAGUUUCUGACAAUGAUGUUGAUAUUGUGAGGCUCCGGAAGACAGUGGCCAGCCUAACUCUUCAAGUAAAUAAACUGUCAGAUGAAGUUGAAAGUUGUAGAUUACAAGCAGCUGGUUUUGCAAAGGAAGGUUCUAGAACAAAGGCCCUAAAACUGCUUCGCAGAAAGGAACUAAGAAAACGAACAUUGGACAAGGCAAUUGCAGACUUGCAGUCAUUUGAAGAAAUUUUACAUAGAAUCCAAAAUGCGCACACAGAUAGAUUGGUUAUCGAGGCUUUGAAGGCAGGAACAGCAGCACUGAAGGGGGCACAUUCAGGCAUGACAAUUGAAAAAGUCGAGGAUGUAAUUGAUGACCUUAAUGAAGGAAUAAAUGAAUCUCAAGACAUAAAUUCAGCGAUAUUGGAAGGUAAUGUGCGACGACUUUCUGAGGCAUCUGGGAUAGGACCGGAUGAGAUGGAGGAACUGGAACGAGAAUUAGAGAGCCUCGAUAUCGGGGAAAAAGAUUCGGGCUCCGCUGCGGGUUACCAGUACCACUCGACUUCAUCUAGGGUAGCUCAAAGGCCUGGUUCGGACACGGAACUUCCCAAGUUACCUCCAGUCCCCUCGCACAGCCCGGAUGCAUCUGAAAAUCUAUCAACGAGACAGAAAACAAAAAGCCUUGUAGCCAGCUAAGUUAUUUUAAGAAGCCUAGCCUCGCUUUAAGCGGGAAGAGAAUGUAGGGGGACAAAGGAACAUUAUUAGGAUUUACCUUUCCGUGCUGUUGUUGGCGUGAUGUUGUACGAAGUAAAUUGUAGUUUUCAUUUUUGUGAUUAAGAAAAUUAUCGAAGGGAAAAUUUUUAGCUUCCUGUAGAAAAGGUGGAAAGAGUCACACGCCGGCUUCUUAAAAUCGAACGGACAUUGCAAAGAAACCUCCAGCUCAACGAUUAAUUGAGAAUAGCUAACAUUACCAUCCCUCUACCUCCUCCCCAGUCCUCUUUGGGUAAGAACUCGUGCAUCUCAAUCUAAGAAGUCUUUUUUGUUCAAACUUUAGACCCGAAAAAAAAAAAUCUCAAUUGCCUUAGUAUCGUACUGAAUAAUUCAACACUCUUUCCCCAUAGACCGAUUGGGACAUAAUGGAACAUUAUGGAACAUUUACUCCUGGGACAUUGGGGUUGCUAUGAGAACAGACGUAAAAUAUCAAACUAGACGAUCAAAUGUCCCUUCCCCUGUAUUAUUUGGGAUAUGAAACCAUGGCAAUACGCACACAUCACGUCUCUGAUACAACUUUUAUCAGGGAGUUUUACAGUAUCAAAGAACAGAUUUCAAAUCUUCCUAAACACAUAACUGGUUGAUACGUAGAAACGUAAGUGUUUGAUGGACAAGCGGGUAAGUAAGUGUUUUAUUUUGAUGGAUAUCUGUAUGGGUUAACUUUAGCGCGUAAAAUAUCAUUUAUUGAAAGGAUACAGAAUUUAUGACAGGUCAUAUUGUUAGCACAACAGAAGCCUUCAACUAGGCUUUGAAUUAUUUUAUUUGUAAAUGUAAACUUGCUUGUUAUCCUUAGUCAUUCCCCUUUUUGUUGUAUGUA
This is a messenger RNA of Pocillopora verrucosa, 2230 nucleotides long. Its product is annotated as charged multivesicular body protein 7. Gene Ontology annotation, cellular component: multivesicular body; ESCRT III complex; cytoplasmic side of plasma membrane. The record is from RefSeq and is a predicted model, not a curated record. Lineage: Eukaryota; Metazoa; Cnidaria; Anthozoa; Scleractinia; Pocilloporidae. Gene Ontology annotation, biological process: late endosome to vacuole transport via multivesicular body sorting pathway; vesicle budding from membrane.